AUGCCCAGUCACAACACCAAUGCUCAGAAGGGAAAGGCAAAGGCAAAGGAGACAGCUCCUCCCGCUCCCAAGCCGGACACUUCGGAAGUUGAAUUACAAACUCUGAUGCGCAAUGCAAAGGUUAAGGUCCUCAUCGUGGAGGCUCUGGGGAACGCGGAAUUUGUGGCCGCGGAUCCUUUGAAGCAGGAGAUGGGGAAGAAAAAGAACCAUUGGGUGCUACGUUUCCUAAUUGCAAAUCCGUAUGUACCCAACUUCCGGGCGCCCCGGGACGUGCUGGUCCUGCGCGGCAAUCCGGACGAAACCAAGAGUUGGCAGAGCAUCCUAAUGGCUGCCGCGAUUUCACUGCCCAAUGGUUUUACCUUCUUCAUCAAGCUGGCUACGUUGUCUGGGAAACACAUAAAGCCGAUCAUGUUGGCAAAAACGUCCAGCCAAUCCAAGAUACUGAGGCUUUUCAUCAUAUCAUCGGCUACAGAUAUAGUCCUUCACGUAUCGACAGAGCGCCCAUUGCCAAGGCUACUUUCGAUUCUGGACACGUUCGCCAAUUGA
Messenger RNA from Diaporthe amygdali, 546 nucleotides. RefSeq lists its product as uncharacterized. Lineage: Eukaryota; Fungi; Ascomycota; Sordariomycetes; Diaporthales; Diaporthaceae. Bases 1 to 546 code for a protein of 181 amino acids. The record is from RefSeq and is a predicted model, not a curated record. The transcript has 3 exons.